GUUAAUAUUACUAUGCCUCAUUUGUCAAAAGAUUAUAAAUCUGUUAUAUCUUCUCUAGAGGAAUUAAAAUUAUCAAGUUUUAAAUUAAACAAUAUUCACGAAAAACUUCAGGAAACCCAAGAUAUUCAUGUCAGGACUUUGGUGAAUUAUUCUUAUGUAAUCUUUGCAAUUGUAAUAAUAGUUUUUCUUAUCUUUUUAUACUGUAAAUGUUGUAAGAAAAAUCAAAAAUAUUCAGUUACUCCUUACACAUGUAGUUGUAGCAAGUUAGGAGGAUUUUGUUUAAAAAUAUUUAAUGUGCAGAAAAAUGAAAGACGAAGUUCACAUUUAGAUAUAGAACACGACGAAAGUCUUGAACUUCACUCUUUAGAAAAUGUUCCAGGUAGUUCGAGCGAACAUUCACAUUCAAAAAAUAAAAUAUUAGCUCCGAUCAAAAGUCGCCGAUCGACAUAUACUUAAAUGUAAAACAAACAAAUUGAAUUAAUUCUGUUUAACAGUAGUUUAUAACGUAGCAACAAUAAAAAGCAAUUUAGUAUUCGUUCAGCUUAGUUAUGUGAUAGAUUUAAGAUUUUUGUAUAAGCUUCACUCUUCUUCAGGGGGGAGGAAUGUUGUAAUCCAAUGUUUUAGUUUAUUUAAGUAUAAGUUCAUUUCGUAGAAUUCUUAUUUGUAUGUAUUUUUACUUGACUCAUCGCCCAAGGGCUAAGAAAGAACGUACAAACUUUUAGCUUUUGGUGCAAUAAAAAAGAGAAAUCGUGUAACACAACUACCCUUGCAGGUACUCUAACGGUACUUGUGACGUAGUUUCAAGCGUCCCUAUAUAAACCAAAGUGGCGCGUUUUUGAAGGAGAACAGUAAAGAAUCCUAUCCCAGUCGUUUAGAUUUCUAAUUCAUUUUUCCUAAUUCAUUAUUCUCUGAUUCAUAUUUUUAGUAUAGUGUUUAAUUUAAGUAGUAGAUAAUAUUUUUGUGUAAAAGUUAAUGUUAAUAAAAUAUAUUCGGAAAUUCGGUUGUUUAAAUAAGUGGUAUGCAGAUAAGCCUAGAUCCCUAAGCAUCGCUUACUGGGAUACAACAUUUAUGGUGGCAGCGGUGGGAUAUCUGCAACGUUAUACUGCUAACAAUUGAUUUCUACAUCAUCGUUCAUCAAUUAUCGUCUCAUCGUAUCACUGGUGGAUCAUCUACAUUGCCUUCCUAUCACUGGUUGAAUUCAAGAAACAAUCGUACCAAUCGUAGCCAGACAUCUUGAGAAUAAUCAUGAAUACCAUCUCAUCCGUUUUUGUCAUAAUUCUCCCAUUUCUUUCCCAUUUAUCUUUCGCAGAUGAAUUAUAUGAAAUUAAAACAAUAGAUCAUAAUCCUGGUAUCUAUUUCGAGAACGUAGCUAAUGCACAAUUUUUCAAUAAUGAAUGGAAACUUUUGACUUAUGUUGAUAUGCAGGUUUAUUUUGAAACUUUAGACAAAAUCGAGAACUAUAAUCAAAAAACCUCGAGAAUUUGCAGUGAAGUUAAAAGAACAAUAUCUUCUAAUUGCGAUAAGUACAUUGCAACUACCAGCGAAAUUAUACAGAAAAGUAAAGUCCAGAUCGGUGUUGUACAAGAAAUUACGGGUGCGAACGUUUUUCCUGUCAGAAAUAAGCGUGGUCUAUUUAACAUAAUUGGUAAAGCCGAAAAAUAUUUAUUUGGUACAGCUGAUUCUGAUGACGCACUGUAUUACGAUAAAACAAUUUCAGAAAUAGCUAAAAAUGAACGCGAAAUGCGCGAGCUUAUGUUGAAGCAAACAUCUGUUAUGCAGAGUACUGUACAUUCCGUAAAUCAGACAGUUAGUAAUAUUGUUCACAAUGAAUUAAUCUUUCAGAAAAAUUUAAAUGUCUUAGAAAACGUUUCAAAAUCCUUAUAUUCAGAAAUUUCAACUUCUGUUAAAAAUUUUGAUAUAGAAAUGAAUUUUUUAGAACAUGCAAAUUUAUUAUCAGAAAUAUUGAAUCACUAUCACAGUGACCUACAAAAUCUAAUAAAUGCAUUAACGAUUGCACGCAUUGGGCAAAUACAUCCUUUCAUCAUUUCCCCAUCCCAAUUAAUAUCCGAAAUUAAAAAGACACUUCCUUAUUUACCACCUGGGUUGCACUAUCCGAUUUUUCUCUCGAUGGAAAAUUAUCACCUUUUGCUGGACAUCGCCGAAUUGGACAUCGUCGUCGUCAGCAACAAGCUCAUAGUAGCUGUAAAGAUUCCUCUGGUGAAAGACGAAGAAUUUACCGUAUACAAGCUUCAUCCACUACCAACAAGGAUCAACUCUUCAACUGCAUACGUUUUUAUUCAACCAAGCACACCUUAUCUUGCAGUAGAUAAGACCAAACAACUGUUUAUUCGUAUUAGUGAUAGUGAACUAAAUCAGUGUAAAGUGUUAAAAUCGGAAAGACUGUGCAAACAAAAUCAACCUACUCGUUUAGUAAUAAACUCAGAAAUUUGUGAAAUUGGACUAUUUAGUUAUAGAUAUAAUAAUUAUAAAUCCUGUGACAUUAGAAUAAUAGAAUUAACUCACAACAUUUGGCAUCGCAUUACCAAUUCGAAUACUUGGUUAUAUGUAAUUGUGACAGAAAAAGAAACUAUAACUUUGAAUUGUGCAGACAGAAAAAGUCCGUUAGACGUACAUUUGAGCAAAACUGGCGCACUUACGCUUAAUUCAAAAUGUAUUGCUUAUGGUGUUGAUGUAAAACUGAUACCGUUUCAUUCAUAUGACAGUGAAACUGCCUUAAAACUUAAUUUUAUACCUUCAAUUGAUAUAUUAGAUGAAUGCUGCGAACAGGAGAUCAAAAGCGAGCAUGUUAAUAUUACUAUGCCUCAUUUGUCAAAAGAUUAUAAAUCUGUUAUAUCUUCUCUAGAGGAAUUAAAAUUAUCAAGUUUUAAAUUAAACAAUAUUCACGAAAAACUUCAGGAAACCCAAGAUAUUCAUGUCAGGACUUUGGUGAAUUAUUCUUAUGUAAUCUUUGCAAUUGUAAUAAUAGUUUUUCUUAUCUUUUUAUACUGUAAAUGUUGUAAGAAAAAUCAAAAAUAUUCAGUUACUCCUUACACAUGUAGUUGUAGCAAGUUAGGAGGAUUUUGUUUAAAAAUAUUUAAUGUGCAGAAAAAUGAAAGACGAAGUUCACAUUUAGAUAUAGAACACGACGAAAGUCUUGAACUUCACUCUUUAGAAAAUGUUCCAGGUAGUUCGAGCGAACAUUCACAUUCAAAAAAUAAAAUAUUAGCUCCGAUCAAAAGUCGCCGAUCGACAUAUACUUAAAUGUAAAACAAACAAAUUGAAUUAAUUCUGUUUAACAGUAGUUUAUAACGUAGCAACAAUAAAAAGCAAUUUAGUAUUCGUUCAGCUUAGUUAUGUGAUAGAUUUAAGAUUUUUGUAUAAGCUUCACUCUUCUUCAGGGGGGAGGAAUGUUGUAAUCCAAUGUUUUAGUUUAUUUAAGUAUAAGUUCAUUUCGUAGAAUUCUUAUUUGUAUGUAUUUUUACUUGACUCAUCGCCCAAGGGCUAAGAAAGAACGUACAAACUUUUAGCUUUUGGUGCAAUAAAAAAGAGAAAUCGUGUAACACAACUACCCUUGCAGGUACUCUAACGGUACUUGUGACGUAGUUUUAAGCGUCCCUAUAUAAACCAAAGUGGCGCGUUUUUGAAGGAGAACAGUAAAGAAUCCUAUCCCAGUCGUUUAGAUUUCUAAUUCAUUUUUCCUAAUUCAUUAUUCUCUGAUUCAUAUUUUUAGUAUAGUGUUUAAUUUAAGUAGUAGAUAAUAUUUUUGUGUAAAAGUUAAUGUUAAUAAAAUAUAUUCGGAAA
Molecule: messenger RNA, 3801 nt
Organism: Agrilus planipennis (emerald ash borer)
Lineage: Eukaryota; Metazoa; Arthropoda; Insecta; Coleoptera; Buprestidae
Exons: 2
Coding region: 1246-3261 (671 amino acids)
Source: RefSeq, a predicted model, not a curated record